AUGGGGAAGACAUUCGCCAAAGUUCAUGCCUCAAUGACAGGCAAGUUUGAAGGGGAAAUUGGUGAGAAAAUCCCCCAAUGGAUUCGAGCAAAUGGGGGGGACUUCAGUCGGGACAUCAAUCCUCGAGUGACUCAUUUAAUCACGACGGAAGAGGCCUUUAGGGAAAAUGUUGAACCAGUGGACAAUGCGAACAAGAUCGGUAUCAAAAUUGUCACUUAUGACUGGCUUGAUGACUCGCUUCUAUCUUUGACUCGUCGGCCCAAGGGCGAAGGACCUUACCUGUUGAAGAACCUUGUCAAGGCAGCGGACAAAAAGGCAAAGACAUCCAAGGCACCCAAGGCACUUAACAAGAUCAUCAAGCCCCAGCCUAAGCCAAAGGCUCCAAAGCGCCGUACCGUUGACCCAUUCAUCAAAACGAAAGGCAAAAAGAAAGCAACCCGUCAAGAAUACUUUGACAGUUUCACCGGGACCCUCUACAGCACCACCAUGUUCCGCAGAGCAAAGCCACCAGCCACGGCGAGAGAAAAGUGUCAACUGACAGUCUACGAAUCCCUCUCUGAGCCACACAUGUACUCGACAUACAUCAAAUUCAGCCGCACUGGGAAAUCCACCGUCGAGCUCCUGGCCCCACCGGGAAUUAGCGUCCAGUUCGCCAUCGAAAUCUUCAAAAUUCACUUCAACAUCCACAGUGGCAAGAAAUGGGAAGACCGGGGAGAUGGAAAAAGCCCACCACCAAAGAAAGAUGCUGAAGGGAAUAUUGUGCCGUUCUAUGAUGGUUGGUUUUAUCCCGAGGAACAAAGAACUAUCCUUGGCAGCUUCAUGAUGAGAGAGCAGAACAACAAUCAUGCAGCGAAUGAUGAGGGUGGAAACAGCAAUACCUCUCCUGAGCAGGGAGGGGAGGAUGUCUCGAUGUGA
Penicillium nucicola is the source of this 915-nucleotide messenger RNA. Its product is annotated as BRCT domain protein. The coding region runs from base 1 to 915 and encodes 304 amino acids. Lineage: Eukaryota; Fungi; Ascomycota; Eurotiomycetes; Eurotiales; Aspergillaceae. The record is from RefSeq and is a predicted model, not a curated record. The transcript has 5 exons.